Alligator sinensis (Chinese alligator) is the source of this 847-nucleotide messenger RNA. It is a transcript of the gene DLX1, whose product is annotated as distal-less homeobox 1. The record is from RefSeq and is a predicted model, not a curated record. NCBI's taxonomy places the organism in Eukaryota, Metazoa, Chordata, Crocodylia, Alligatoridae. The coding region runs from base 238 to 729 and encodes 163 amino acids. The transcript has 3 exons.
GCUCCGCUAGCUCAUGAAUAUUCAUAGGCUUGGUUGAGUCAAAGCUUUUAGGCGAGUUUGUGUAGAUCUACAGCAUCAUGCUUAGACUUUUCAAAGAGACAAACUCCAUUUUCUUAUGAAUGGAAAGUGAAAAGCCCUGUUCCGCUUAAAUUGGGUUCUUUCCUGUCCUGAGAAACACAACAGACCCCAAAAAGGCAAGCUGAAGAGCGAGCACACACACAGACCAAGCGACAAGAAAUGACCAUGACUACCAUGCCAGAGAGUCUUAAUAGCCCCGUCUCGGGGAAGGCUGUCUUUAUGGAGUUUGGGCCACCCAGCCAGCAAAUGUCUCCUUCUCCCAUGUCCCACGGACACUAUUCCAUGCACUGUUUACACUCAGCGGGCCACUCUCAGCCUGACAGCUCGUACAGCACAGCUUCGUCCUUCUCCAGACCGCUGGGCUACCCCUAUGUCAACUCGCGCUAUAAACAAUGUAUGCAAUUAAGGGUAAUUAAACCUAAACUGCAGCCUGUAAAAAUAGCAAACUUUCUCCGGGAAGGAGCCUGGGCUGCCAUCAUCGCCCGCAGCCUUUGUGAAGAUCUGGUUCCAGAACAAGCGCUCCAAAUUCAAGAAGCUGAUGAAGCAGGGAGGGGCGGCCUUGGAGAGCAGCGCCCUGGCCAACGGCAGGGCUCUGUCGGCCAGCUCGCCCCCGGUGCCCCCGGUGUGGAACACCAGCUCGUCCUCGGGUAAGGCCUCCACGGGCACCCCGGGCACCUACAUCCCCAGCUACACGUCCUGGUACCCGUCCGCCCACCAAGAAGCCAUGCAGCAACCUCAGCUGAUGUGAGCACCGCCGGGUUCCCCAGCG